Messenger RNA from Lactuca virosa, 1073 nucleotides. Lineage: Eukaryota; Viridiplantae; Streptophyta; Magnoliopsida; Asterales; Asteraceae. The record is from the annotation of a GenBank genome assembly.
AUGGUUGACCGACAUCUGUAUCCUCCACCGCUCUUUGUCUUCCCGAUUGUUCCACUUUUUUCUGCUUCAUCUCCCUUCACUCUUACUGAUCCAGACCAACCUACAAUCGGUAGGUUACUGAUUGAAUCCAUUCUCUUUAGGUUUUCUUUCACAUCUCGGAUUAACUGUGGUUUCCAACUUCUCUCAAAUUUGAAUGAAUGUCAUGCCUCGCCAAAUUAUCAGUCAACAUGCUCUGAAUCCAUUCGCUCCACCCUGUGUUCCCGAUACCUGCUUUCUUCAUCAGCUCCAUCACAUGAGGUGACUUAUUGGGACCCUGGAUCAGCAAAAAGGGCUUCUUCUCCUCAAGGAAGGAAUCAACGUGGGAAUAUUGCAUUUCAAGGGACAAAUACAAUGGGCCAAGGUGCAUCAUCAUCUUACAGUGGUGUACCACCACCACCACCACCACCACUUGCUCCUCCUCCGCCACCUCCACCACCACCUUCCGUCAUGUAUCCACCGUGAUGGGCAUGGUGGUGAAUGGUGAUCAUUGUUAUCUAAAUUUUGGGGUUUAUUCUGAACUGGACUAAGUUGCCCCUACGUUUGCUUUUGGUUUGUUUGCUGGUGUACUUGAGAGUAUAGUGCCUCUUCUCUUUCUUGCCCAAUUUUACAUUGUUAUUGUUGGUUCUCCUGAAGCAGUUGCUGCUAAUGGGUCGGUGUUGGACGUACUUUGUUUGGCUUGUAUGCUGGUGUUUUUCUUGAAUGAACUAAGAACUUGAGUUGAAAAACUAGUGCUCCUUUAAUUUCUGAGUUCAGGUUGUACGCUAUGCUUUAUCCAUGAUGAAUGCAUCCAAAGCCAAAGCCAAUAAAAUAAAAAACAAUAAAAAAUCGUUAAGCUGAAGAAUCAUCGAGAGUAUUUUGGGAUUUCUUUUAUGCAUAUGUCAAUUAUCGUACAAUUUAUGUCUUCGAAUUAUGUAAUGUAAAACAAUGUACUUGAUGUGAACAAUUUCAGUUGUAAUAUGUAAUGUUGGUGACGAUUGUGUUAUUUCAUGUAUAUUCACUGUGAUAAUAUUUCAAUUUAUAGUCACACGAGCCCC